Messenger RNA from Coregonus sp. 'balchen', 809 nucleotides. The record is from the annotation of a GenBank genome assembly. NCBI's taxonomy places the organism in Eukaryota, Metazoa, Chordata, Actinopteri, Salmoniformes, Salmonidae.
AUGGAUGAUUUGGAAAUAGACGAACAACUGGUGCGGAUUAAAAAGAGAGAUUUAGUGCAGACAUAUUUCUACAAAACGGCAAGCAGAGUGUUCGGUCCCGCUAAAACAAGGGACAGGGUUUUCAUCGCGCCACGGAUGCCCAAACCGCCCGUGUGCAUGCCUAAACCUGCGAGCCAAGUGCCGACAAAAAGUCGACAUAGGUCAGUGGCGGUGGCGGCCAUGGCAUCAGGAGCAGGGGACAGAGACAGUGUUGCUCCAGAGAUGCCUUUGGAUUUUAAUGACGCCAAGCACCAAGACUGGGUUAACCAAAGGAGGUCCUUUCGUCAAGAGUUCGAUAGUUUCUGAGAUUUGUCGAAGUGGGUUAAGAGUAAGCCGACGGUGACCGAGCUGGAGAUGUUGGUUGUGGAGAGAGAGAAAAAGAUUCAGAGAACUCCCUCACUUGUCCCGCGUGUUACUUUGACACCCUUUUAGGCUUAUAAGGUAAAUCACCAAUGAGUGAUGCUGCCAUGGCUCAUAGACCCCAUUAUAUAAAGUAUAUGAAUCACUGUUCUCUGUCUCUUCUCCAGUCCAGAACACGUGCCAGCCUGACCCAUCCUUCUCGACGGGCUUAUGUACCUCGUGCACACGCAGUCUGGUCAACACAGCGCGAGGUAAACAGGUACCUCUGCACUCAUGAUCUCAGACUCUCUGAAGUGGCCAAAUGGCUUGACAAACAUGGCAAGCCAUGCAUCAGUCAGAAUGACCCCCUAGCUGUGUUUGAGAAGGUAGUGAUCCUAUCAAUAAUAUCAUGGCAAUCAUUAUCUGACUGA